Messenger RNA from Oncorhynchus keta (chum salmon), 760 nucleotides. Its product is annotated as RNA exonuclease 5-like. The record is from RefSeq and is a predicted model, not a curated record. The transcript has 4 exons. Bases 275 to 760 code for a protein of 161 amino acids. NCBI's taxonomy places the organism in Eukaryota, Metazoa, Chordata, Actinopteri, Salmoniformes, Salmonidae.
UUUGGGCUGAAAGGGAAAACGAAUCGGUGAUGCUGCGCUCGACUGGUUUGGGCUGAAAGGGAAAACGAAUCGAGCAGGAAGCGAUGAUCGAUCAGCAGCAUGGAAACCUGGAAACGUGUGAGGCGACGCAGGAAAUCUCCACAAAACAGAUUCAACCCCCACUACGAGUUUGAGUCACAACAACGAGCCAACCAACACAGCUGCUGCCGUUCAGGAGAACUUGUUCUCAGAGCUACAACCUUCCUUCGUCCAACCUGAGUCUCCCCGUAAGCACAUGGAGCCACAAGUCUGUCUCAAGAGAAAGAGGGAAUCUUCCCCAACACCAGAGAGCAGUAAAAGAGUGAAAGAGACAGAUGGUAACAGAGUUCCAGAGUCUGAGCACCGUUCCGGUUCCCGACCCCCGCGGCUCUCUCUGCCGUUUGACCGUCUCCAGGAACCGGUCACGUUGAAAGAUCUGACGGAACUGCUUCAGUUUGCCGCUCUGGGGAACACCGGUGGGCUGAAACAACCCAGUUGGUGUCGCCUCCACCACCAGAAGAAUGUGUCAGGGGUGAACGUGAUCCUUCUAGAAGGACUGAGCCAGGCCCACUUCUACAGACACUACCUGCACUUUAAACACCUCCGCACCAAGUACACCUCUAGACACAGUUAUACUCCAUCGCCUGGCAACAUGGUUUCUGAAAUAUUUAGCAGUGAAGUUGUCAACAACAGUCCUACCGAUGCGUUAGGAGACCAGAAGAGCUCAGCCAGCCCUGCCUGA